UGAAGUAUAUUGGAGAUAAAAUAUCAUCGACAACACGAAAAUUAGUGAAAGGAUAAUGUAAAAUUGGAAAAUUUAAGCACUUGAAUAAUAGAACACAAAAGGAGAGGAAAAAAAAGAAGAGAAAUGGAAAUUAUUUUUAAUUGCACAAACAAAAUAAAAUGUGAAAUUAACACGUGUUAACGAUGACAUCAUAAAAAGUAUUUGGCCAACGGGAGUUUAUUGCGGAACAAGUGGACAAGUUUGUCAUAACUUCAGGUGAACGCACAGAAUAAUGGCUUUCGAGAACAGUAUUGUGUCAGAGUUUUACAAUGACAAAUGCAUCUUUAUAACAGGUGCUACAGGUUUUAUGGGAAAAGUUAUGUUGGAGAAAUUAUUAAGAAGUUGCGAAGGUAUUAAAAAUAUUUAUGUUUUGAUGAGACAAAAGCGUGGAAAGAGUCCACAAGACAGGAUUGAAGAUCUGUUUAACUGCAAGGCAUUUAGUGUUUUAAGAGAAAAAAAUCCAGAUUCAUUUAAGAAAGUUAUUAUGGUAGCAGGUGAUAUUACCAGUCCAAAUCUAGGUCUUUGCCAAUCAGACAUUGAUUUACUUGCUGAAAAUGUGAAUAUUGUAUUCCAUUUGGCUGCUACUGUUCGAUUCGAUGAACCGUUGAAGCAAGCCAUGAAAAAAAAUGUACUUGGAACGCGUUAUACGCUUGACGUUUGCCAGAAAUUUCCACAUUUAAUGGCAUUGAUUCACGUGUCAACUGCUUACUGUCAUUGUGACAGAAAAGAGAUUGAAGAAACAAUAUAUCCAGCUUCAAUUAAUUUACAAAAAAUUAUAGAUAUUGUUGAUUGGAUGGAUGAAGAUACAAUAAAUGCAAUAACACCGAAAUUAAUUAGUGGAAGACCUAAUACAUAUACUUAUACUAAAGCAUUAGCUGAGAACCUUUUGGAAGAGGAAUGUGGACAAUUACCGGUAGCUAUUGUCAGACCUUCGAUUGUUUCUUCUUCUUGGAAGGAACCAUUUCCUGGUUGGGUAGAUAACUUCAACGGUCCAACAGGAAUUAUAGCAGCUGUAAGUAUUUAUUUUUACAUUCUGCCAAAUGAAAUAAAGGUAUACAACAAUACUUCAAACAAUUGCAUUACAUGGGAUUGUGUCUACAGAUAUGUUUUUCCGCUAUUUUCGGUAUAUCCUCCUUUAGAAGUGUUCCGAAUACCUGGAGGUGAUUGUACAACGAAUCGUUUAUGGAAUUCUUUUCGAAAUAUUAUAGAUCACUACAUUCCUGCGCUUAUAUACGACCUCAUAUCGUAUAUGAUGGGGAAAAAGCCCAUGAUGAUCAAUCUUUACCGAAAAUUAUCAAAAGCACUGGAUUCUUUGGAAUAUUUUGCAACAAAUGAAUGGAAGUUUCGAUGCGAUAAUACUCAAAAAUUAGCAGAAAUAUUAUCUAUUGAAGAUCGUCAGACAUUUUGUUUCGAUACAACGAAUCUAAACUGGCUGACUUACUGGGAAGAAUCCAUUUUAGGAAUUAGAAAAUAUUUGUUUAGAGAAGAUCAUGCUUCACUUCCAUUGGCAAGAAAAGGCAUUAAACGAUUAUAUUAUAUUGGAGUUACUGUCAGGAUAAUGGUAAUGCUCGGAUUAUUUUAUUUUGUAUUUGGACGCUGGGAUGGAUUUACAGAAUUUUGGAAAAUUAUUUUUGCUUUUCCCAAAUUAUUUGAAAUAUAAAAAUUAAUUUCUAUUAAAAAUUCACGUAUUAAAUAAUAAUUAUUAUUGAAAAUACGGAAAAGAUAGCUGUAUAUAUGUCAGCGUUUUUCUAACACGGAUUUUCGUUUAUAUAGCAGGAUGAUACGUAAAAUAUUUUUUAUAUAUACAUGUAUUUUAUAACGAUUAUUAUGUACAUUCGUUAUUAUCUGAUUUAUAUGAAUUAUAUUUA
Messenger RNA from Centruroides sculpturatus (bark scorpion), 1907 nucleotides. Its product is annotated as putative fatty acyl-CoA reductase CG5065. Gene Ontology annotation, biological process: long-chain fatty-acyl-CoA metabolic process. The record is from RefSeq and is a predicted model, not a curated record. The coding region runs from base 272 to 1699 and encodes 475 amino acids. Gene Ontology annotation, molecular function: alcohol-forming very long-chain fatty acyl-CoA reductase (NADP+) activity. Gene Ontology annotation, cellular component: peroxisome. The transcript has 13 exons. Lineage: Eukaryota; Metazoa; Arthropoda; Arachnida; Scorpiones; Buthidae.